This is a messenger RNA of Glycine soja, 2371 nucleotides long. RefSeq names its product nicotinate phosphoribosyltransferase 2-like. Lineage: Eukaryota; Viridiplantae; Streptophyta; Magnoliopsida; Fabales; Fabaceae. Gene Ontology annotation, molecular function: nicotinate phosphoribosyltransferase activity. The transcript is spliced from 15 exons. Gene Ontology annotation, biological process: NAD+ biosynthetic process. Bases 394 to 2067 code for a protein of 557 amino acids. The record is from RefSeq and is a predicted model, not a curated record.
UGCAAGUGCAAAGGACACCCCCACUCCUUCGCCAGAAACAAAGUCCACAAACACCAACCAACCUGGGGUUCUGUUUGUUUUAUUCAAUUUUAUCUUUUUCGUUCAUAGUUCAAAAAGUUUAAACGGUCUUAGAUUUAGGAGUAUUCUUCUAGGAAAAUACUAAAUCCCAAUUCCCAUUUCCCACAACAACCUCUCUCUGUCUCUCUCUCUUUUCGGCGCAGGUCCCCUUGUUGUGUGUGACGCUCUCGCUUGCAUCAGAACCUACUAUAUAAACACAGCGCGCGCUCGAAACCUUCUUCAACUCAAAAAAAAAAAAAACCAAAAUCACUCAAUAAGAAGAAGGAACGAACACUCGCUCUGCAAAAGUGUGUGAACGAACCCUAAUUAAUAAAAAUGGAGAAGAAGGAGAACGGACCGAGCGAGAAGGCUUCCAAUGGCGGAAUAGAUGGACCCACAAACCCUAUGGUCACGCCUCUGCUCAAUGAUCUCUACCAAUUCACCAUGGCUUACGCUUACUGGAAAGCUGGCAAGCAGCAAGAACGUGCUGUGUUCGAUUUGUAUUUUCGGAAGAAUCCGUUUGGUGGGGAAUAUACUGUCUUCGCUGGCUUGGAAGAGUGCAUAAGGUUCAUAGCUAAUUUCAAGCUCACUGAGGAGGAGAUCGAUUUUGUUAGGCAAUGUUUAUCUUCCUCUUGUGAGGAUGGAUUCCUUGACUACCUAAGAGGACUCGACUGCUCUGAUGUUGAGGUGUAUGCUAUUCCUGAGGGAACAGUUGUUUUUCCCAAGGUUCCCCUGAUGAGAGUUGAAGGCCCAGUUGCUGUUGUUCAAUUGCUGGAAACACCUUUUGUGAAUCUAAUUAAUUAUGCAUCUUUAGUUUCUACUAAUGCUGCAAGGCAUCGUAAUGUUGCUGGAAAAUCCAAAACUCUACUUGAGUUUGGAUUACGAAGGGCUCAGGGGCCUGAUGGUGGAGUAGGAGCAUCCAAGUACUGCUAUAUUGGUGGAUUUGAUGCAACAAGCAAUGUUGCAGCAGGAAAGUUAUUCGGGAUACCCCUUCGUGGUACUCAUUCCCAUGCCUUUGUUAGUUCAUACAUGAGCCUUGAUGAGAUUACAGACAGGUCACUUAACAGAAAAGAUGGUUCAAGUACGUGUGAUGAUUUUGUCAGUCUCGUUCAAACAUGGUUGAACAAAAUUCAGUUAUCAAAUGGUGUUUUUGGUGAGACCAAUCAAAGUGAGUUGGCUGCAUUCACAUCAUAUGCUUUGGCAUUUCCUGAUGGUUUUCUUGCCCUCGUAGAUACAUAUGAUGUUAUGAGAAGUGGAAUCCCUAAUUUCUGUGCAGUUGCAUUAGCUCUCAGUGAUUUAGGAUACAAAGCAGUUGGCAUUAGAUUGGACUCUGGUGACCUUGCAUACUUGUCUUGUGAGGUCAGGAAGUUCUUUUACUCUAUUGAGAAUGAAUUUGGAGUGCCUGGAUUUGGGAAGUUGCAAAUCACUGCUAGUAAUGAUCUUAAUGAGGAAACAUUAGAUGCUUUAAACAAACAGGGACAUGAGGUUGAUGCCUUUGGAAUUGGUACAUAUCUAGUUACAUGUUAUGCUCAAGCUGCUUUAGGUGUUGUCUUCAAGCUGGUUGAAAUAAAUAAUCAGCCUCGUAUCAAACUUUCUGAAGAUGUAUCAAAGGUCUCUAUUCCAUGUAAAAAGUGCUGCUAUAGAUUGUAUGGGAAAGAAGGUUAUCCCCUGGUGGACAUAAUGACUGGAGAAAAUGAGCCCUCUCCAAAGGUGGGAGAAAGAAUCCUGUGCCGUCAUCCCUUCCAAGAAUCCAAGAGAGCAUAUGUGGUGCCACAGCGUGUUGAGGAGCUUCUGAGGUGUUACUGGUCUGGGAGUACAGAUAUUAAGAAAGAUACUUUACCAGCUCUAAGAGAUAUUAGAGAGCGAUGCAUCAAUCAACUUGAGCAAAUGCGACCUGACCACAUGAGGAGACUUAACCCAACUCCAUAUAAGGUUAGUGUUAGUGCAAAAUUAUACGACUUCAUUCAUUUCCUGUGGCUCAAUGAGGCACCAGUUGGGGAGCUACAGUAAGGCAAAUGUGCUUUCGGAGUUCAGAACCCAAUGGGUUGGGAAAAAAAAAGUUCAGUUCAGCGGAAAUUUUUCCAUACAGUAUUUUUUUAUCAGCAUUUCUCCAUACAGUAUAGAUGCAUUCAAUGUGUUUUGAUUGUUUUUCAAAAUAAAUGAUUCUGUAUAUUGGUGUUGGUGGAACCAUUAUUCUUUGAACAUCCUUACCCUUUAUCACAUUGCUAUGCAGUCCUUGAUUAAAUUAGUUAAACUUCAUACGUGCAUUCAACAGAUCUAUCAAUGUGAAUGUUUUUUCUUCUUGAAGGAGUAA